AUGAACGAAACGUGGCUCAAGCUGGUGUUAAUGUUCGCGAUGUUCACAUUAACAGUUGUUGUUGGAUUAUCACCAUUAAAACUUCUCCACAAGUUACGACACGAAGCAGCCACCGCUCAAAGUUCAUCAAAGCACAAGCACGUAUCACUCAUCCUUUGUCUUUUGACAUGUUUUUCUGGAGGUGUUUUCUUGGCUACAUGUUUCCUUCAUCUUUUCCCAGAGCUUCGUGAAAACUUGGAAAAACUCCACGACAAAAAAGCCAUGAACACCACUUAUCCAGUCGGAGAACUUCUUUCUUGUCUCGGAUUCUUCCUAAUCUUUCUUCUCGAAGAAGUCGUUAUUAUGAUGAUUCCUUCAUUUGCUCACGGGCACGGACACGGAGGACAUGGUCAUGGGCAUGAUCAUCAUCAUCACGAAACCACGCCACCAAUUGCGUCGAAAAGUAUUGAAGCUGGUGGUGGGUGUUGUAUGGUAGAAACAGUUGAAGAAGUAAAAGAAAAAGAACAUGAUAUUGUUGCCGAUGAAAAAACUGCCCUCACGUUGAUGUCAAAGCGAGCAAUUUCAGAAGAAAAAGAAGGAGAAGGUCACUGUCAAACGCAUUGCCCGUUAACUGUUCAUGAACGUAGGGGAUCCAAUGAAUGUACUGCUAAUGCCACACACACUUUCGCCCCAGUUGCAUUCGCUGAGCCAGAAAGAUGUGAGACGAAUUGCGAUGAACACGACGAAGAUCCGCCAAUUUUGAUGAAGUCCCGCCCACAUGCUCACUCUCACGGCGUUCGAUCAAUCACUUUUGUGUUGGCUCUUGGAAUUCAUUCGAUAAUUGAGGGUCUCGCAUUUGGAGUACAAGAUGGAUAUGAUACGAUUGUCGCUUUGUUCCUUUCUCUGAUGGUUCACAAACUCAUUGUCGCAUUCUCAGUCGGAAUUCAGUUGUUCCGUACUCAUGCGCAUCAAAUUCGAUGGGUGAUAAUCUCCAUUUUCAUUCUUGCAUCAAUGACUCCUUUGGGUGCUUUGAUUGGUGUCGCAGUCACAUCAGCAGCUGAAGAUGCCUUGUGGAAAGAUUGGACAGUUACGAUUCUUCAGGGACUUGCUGUCGGAACAUUCAUUUAUGUUACUUUCUUUGAGGUUCUUCUUCAUGAAAGAGACAAUGAACAUCCAAAUUUAUUAAAACUGUUUGUCAUGUUCGUUGGAUUUGCACUAAUCGGAGGGAUCCGUUUGUUCGAAGGAGAACAUGGACAUUCUCAUAAUGAUAAUCACCACACCAGCUUCGAGAAUGGAUCGCUCAUUCCUGACGUUCAUGGUCAUUGA
This is a messenger RNA of Caenorhabditis remanei, 1305 nucleotides long. RefSeq lists its product as uncharacterized. The transcript is spliced from 7 exons. The coding region runs from base 1 to 1305 and encodes 434 amino acids. Gene Ontology annotation, biological process: zinc ion transmembrane transport. Gene Ontology annotation, molecular function: zinc ion transmembrane transporter activity. The record is from RefSeq and is a predicted model, not a curated record. NCBI's taxonomy places the organism in Eukaryota, Metazoa, Nematoda, Chromadorea, Rhabditida, Rhabditidae. Gene Ontology annotation, cellular component: plasma membrane.